Messenger RNA from Durusdinium trenchii, 2162 nucleotides. The record is from the annotation of a GenBank genome assembly. NCBI's taxonomy places the organism in Eukaryota, Dinophyceae, Suessiales, Symbiodiniaceae.
GAAACGAUGUUCGCUUUUGCCGCUUCAUGCAGCAAGCGUGGCCAGACGAAGACCAAGACAUUGCAAGCUUUGAAACACAAGCAAACAGGUGUUCUACCGAUGCUAUUCAAGGGCGGCAUAUGGUUAUUUUGAAACUAGUUAUCCAAAGUAAAAGAAUGCCCACUCAGCUGAAUCAGCUGCAACUGAGGGUAGAAUUUAGAAGUUGCCAUUCGGUUAAUUCUUUUCAGAUGGCUCACCCUUCGAGGGCACCCACCUUUCACUGUCAGUUCCAAAGAUGCUGUGGUGAAGCGCAACUAGCGGCUACUAGCGGUCAGGUGACAUGUGGUGGCUGUGUCGCAACCCUCACAUGUGUUGGUUACUAGUGGCGAUGCCCUUUGUUCCUAGGUAGCGUCCUCUUGCUCCUAGUAGUAGUAGCGAUGCCCCUAGCUAGUAAGGAAAGGCUAGUAGUAGCGUCCUCUUGUUACUAGUAGCGAUGCCAGGAGCCCCGUUCGUAGCGUCCGAUCGCUCCGAUCGAAAAGGCUCAAGCGACGCGCCGGGACCGGGCGUUGGACCUCGAUGCCGGGCGCGAUGCGCGCGUGGGUCGUGCUCCUCGCGUGCCUUUCUGAACUGGUUUGGGCCGAGAGAUGGGCAGUCGGCGAAGGAAGGGAAGGAAGCGAAGAAGGAAGUGAAAAAGCGCCAAGAAAUGGCGACAAAAAUGACAAUUUGCAUCCUCCUUGUGAAGCGUGGACACUCUUGCAAGAAAUGAUGUGGGAGGCAGUCGAGUACAGGACUCUACCAACGCAUUUGCCGCAGCAGUUUCAAGAGCUUCUAGGAGUCGCUGAAGCAACUGUAGGAGUGUCUGAGCAGUUGCUGCAAUGCCCUUUUGGAGCUGCUACAGUUCUGGCGAUAUUCGCAGCUGUGGAUCCACAUAUGUUCAAACACGUCCUUGAAGAGUUUCUUUUCGUUGUUUUCGAGAUCCCUGAAGUGUUCCCCGAGCUGAUUUGUUCCGGUUUUCCUUUGUUUGGAGCUUUGGAUUGGGUGGAGCAAACUGAAAAGCAAACAGUCUGUGAGCAAGAAAGCAAGACUUUCUAUCUUAGCUUGGCGCAUUAUUUGGGGCGAUCGCGCGAAUCUCCACCCGCUCUCUCCACCGUGGCUUUCCUGGAAGAUCUUCCCGAGGAGUGCUUGACCGAGAGAGCAGUCGGCUGGUUGUCUUUGGGGCUUAGUUUAUUGGAGAGCGGCCUCCAAGAAGCGUCAGAAUCAAAUCUUCAUUUUUCCUCGUCUUCUCCAACUUCAUGCCUUCUUCCCCAAGAGCUUAGAGAUUCGCUGCAGAAGGCAGAAGCUCUCUUGAGAGAUGAGAGCGAAAGUGAACGAGAGAAAUUGGGGAAUUAUCGGCAAAUCGAGAGCCAAAGCAGUCAUCCGAGUCCUAUUUUGCAUCGGCUAUUGAGUCCAUGGCCAUUGAAAGUACUUCACCAGAUGGCUCGAAAGUGGAAGGAAUCAAAAGAAUCUCAGUCAGUGCCGUCGACAGAUUUCGAGGACGAAGAUGAAGGCGACCGCGAAGACGACGACGACGACGACUGUUUGAUUCUGAUUUACACCUUUCCGACGGAAGAGAUUCGCCAGGAUGUCGCUGAAGCACUUCGAAGUCUCGAAGAAUAUGUUGUGAAUCCACUUCGAGAAGAGGGAGAGGAAUCUAUAGAGAGGGGAAAGGGAAGAAGAGAGCUUCCAAAACUGGUGGUCUUUGUUGACUCGGACACUGCAGAGAAACUGAACGAGCUUAAGCCAUACACCAGUCUGGAAAUUCGGCCAGCAAUUAUUCCGGAGGAGGAGCUUUCCCGAGAAAUGAAGUCUUACAGCUGUCAGAACGGAGAUCUUUGUGCUUCAGGUGAGGAGCUUCCAAAGGACUUUCAUCGAGGAAAUUUUAAUGAAACGCAAUUCUGGUCUCCAGCAUAUUUACGAAUCAGUCGCUAUACUGCCGGGCCACUCUUUCAACAUCCUGCUUUAGAUUCCUGCGGCGUUUUCUUAAAGAUCGACACCGACUUCUUCUUCACGGCUCCCAUCCAAACGAACCCGAACCCCUUUCGGAAGAUGCGCCGGGAGGCGGUUCGUUUGGGCUACUGGCAGAUUCACAUCCAGGGUCAGCGACAAACGGGAUACAUGGAAGCGGCACUUCGCUUUCUCCAGGC